Molecule: messenger RNA, 618 nt
Organism: Penicillium pulvis
Lineage: Eukaryota; Fungi; Ascomycota; Eurotiomycetes; Eurotiales; Aspergillaceae
Product: OBAP family protein
Exons: 1
Coding region: 1-618 (205 amino acids)
Source: RefSeq, a predicted model, not a curated record
AUGUCUAGACCAAACCCAGAAUACAAGCCGCUGCACAAAAUUUGCGAAUUUCUCAAUGCGUUACACAUCUAUACGGAUUCCGCCAGGGAGAAUGUGACACGUUACAUCGAGGCAACGCAUUAUUGCUCUCAUGUUCAAAAGGAUCUGAGACAGUGUUUAAUCUACGAUUCACCUGACAAAGAAGCUCGCCUUAUAGGCGUGGAGUAUAUGAUUCCGAAGCAUCUUUUUCUGACCCUUCCAGACGAGGAGAAGAAACUCUGGCACUCACACGACUUCGAGGUUAAGUCAGGCAUGUUGAUAUUGCCGAAGCCCGAAAAUGCGGAUCCGGAUGAGUGGGAGAAAGCGGAGAAGGAGGCCAUGAAAGAGAUAGUGGGACUUUAUGGCAAGACGUGGCACUUUUGGCAAGUGGACCGGGGGGAUUCACUUCCCCUAGGGUAUCCAAUUCUCAUGGGUUCCCUCACGGAUUCGACACAAAUCGACUUGGACUCGGUGCUUGCAGAACGAAAUGAUCGAUUUGGUGUUGAUCAUCAAACAAAGGCCAAACACAGAAAUGACAUCCAACCUCAUGACGUUCACCCACUAGCAGAUAGCUGGUGGGGCAAAGAAAGGGAGAAAUAA